GACGGAUCGAGCAAUAUUGUGAGGCAUUUUUUCGACCUACGAAAUAAACGAAGAAAUUGUCUGCUAAGCAUCUAUCCCGCUAAAAAUGUCUAGAAUGUCACGCCUCUGUUUCGCAUUAUUUGUUUGUGGCAUGCUGGCUAUCCCGGAAGUUUCUGCGCUGAAAUGCUACGUACGGCAUAAUGUGGGGCAGGACGAUAAAGAAGUCACCUGUCCACCGCCGACUGAUAGGUCGUUAACCAUGGUCUGCGUGAAAACGACUUUCGUGCAAGACGCUAAUAAUGCCGACCGUUUUCUCACCCAGACUGACACGAAGAAAGGCUGCAGAAUCCAUCCCGAUGCGAGGUUGAGAAUGGAAUGUGUAUCUGGAGGCGUCAACGACAUGCUUUAUGAGCACUGCUAUUGUAAUACCGAUUUGUGCAAUUCUGCAGUUCGCCGGACAGCGAUGCCAUUGUUAGGAUUGGGAAUUAUGGCGGCUGUAGUUUUCCGUUGGUUGUAAACCGUUUCCGUCUACAGUUAUGGAGCUGAUGAUUUCUAAUCCAAUGAUCAGGGUCCAAAAGAAGGAGGGAAGAUUAAAGGACAUUUACUUCCUUGUCGACCGAAGCGUAGCGAAGGUCCUCGAUGUUCAGCGUUCAUGAAAAAUGUGGUGUCUGUCGGUCACCGGCGCACCGCCAUCUAAUGCCCAUAUGCGCGGCCUUCCUACUAUCAAAUGCACACGUGC
Molecule: messenger RNA, 718 nt
Organism: Paramacrobiotus metropolitanus
Lineage: Eukaryota; Metazoa; Tardigrada; Eutardigrada; Parachela; Macrobiotidae
Exons: 3
Coding region: 86-496 (136 amino acids)
Source: RefSeq, a predicted model, not a curated record